Messenger RNA from Pocillopora damicornis (cauliflower coral), 978 nucleotides. RefSeq names its product dynactin subunit 6. Gene Ontology annotation, biological process: mitotic spindle organization. The record is from RefSeq and is a predicted model, not a curated record. Gene Ontology annotation, cellular component: dynactin complex. Gene Ontology annotation, molecular function: dynein complex binding. Lineage: Eukaryota; Metazoa; Cnidaria; Anthozoa; Scleractinia; Pocilloporidae.
GAAGAAGAACGAGAUUGAUUGUGCUGGUGAAAACAACUGUGUUGGUGGAAAUCAUGUCGAAACAUUCGUCAUCGCAAACGCCUCGUAAAUUAAAAAUUGGCUCCGGAUCAGUUGUCUGCCAAGAGGCUGAAAUAAAAGGUGAGGUUACAAUUGGUUCUCGAACGGUCAUCCACCCCAAGGCCCGCAUAAUAGCAGAAGCCGGGCCAAUUAUUAUUGGGGACAACAACCUUAUUGAAGAACAGGCUACAAUACUCAACUCGUCUUAUCUUGACGACGAUGGACAAUCUGGCGGAAAAAUUGUCUUGAAAAUUGGAAAUCAUAACGUUUUUGAGGUCGGCAGCCAGUGUGAAGCUGUAAAUGUGGGCGAUAACAACAUCCUGGAAGCUAAGAGUAAGGUGGGCCGAUUCACAAGUGUUUCUCAUGGGUGUGUAAUAGGAGCCAAGUGUGAAGUUACUUCUCAGGAAACUUUGCCAGAAAAUACAGUGAUUUAUGGACAAUGUUGUAGUAGGAGAGUGCAAGGAGAGAGGCCUGUACCACAAACACUGCAAUUAGAUUUUCUCACCAAGAUUUUGCCAAAUUAUCAUCAUCUAAAGAAAUCUAGUCGAUCAUAACUAAAACACUCAUCUCUUGCAUCUAUUAAUCCUUGACGAAAAUUAAGGAUUUAUCUUGUAUUCCUCGCCCAAGGAGAACGCAGAUGAGAUCUUUCAUUUGGUUAUUGAAGGUGGAAUGAAACCGAGAGAACGCUAUAAAAAACGAUAAUCAUUUGGAAUCUUAACAUUGGUACCAAUCGGAGUCAGUUCUUGCGAUUGUUUGAUGUACUUAACGAGAUAGUUGAGAGGGAGAACAAAUGUUUGACAGUUCAAAGCCUGUAUGAAACCAUGUUAUUUGCCUAGCAGUUGUACAUUAUUGAAAAAAGGGAUUAUAUAGGUAUAAUAUAAAAAGUCAAAGGAACAUUAAUAAACAGGUGUCAGUUACUUA